Molecule: messenger RNA, 741 nt
Organism: Alternaria incomplexa
Lineage: Eukaryota; Fungi; Ascomycota; Dothideomycetes; Pleosporales; Pleosporaceae
Exons: 1
Coding region: 1-741 (246 amino acids)
Source: RefSeq, a predicted model, not a curated record
AUGUCAGGCUUUCUCAUCAACCAAGAGCCGCCUACUCGUCUCGAGCGCUUCGUUCAAGACACUAUCGACUCAUCCAAAGGUUUCUUCGCCUACCUCUUCCGUGGAAGCUGUCUGGAAUACUGGGUGCUUGACCCCAAUGGUCAGGCUUACACGCUCUUCCUGGCGACACUGCUAGGCGCUUCGAUCUGGCUCUUCAUCCUAAACCAGAACUCAGAGGCUACCACAGCUUCAAAGUCCGAGCAGCACUGGCCCGAGAGCGAAUUGGCGGACGCAAUGGACAUUGAUGGCGAGGGAUAUCAAGGCGACGAACAUCAACCAUCGACUCCGCGUGCUUCAACGUAUUCAGGCGAAGAGACACCCAUCAUGCGCAAGUUAGCACCUCAUGAUCACCGUCCUGUCAACGCGCACAUCCAAGGCUCGCCUUUUCGAGUAAAACAACCUCUGGGACCUCGCAUCCGUCAAUUCGCACCGUCCACCGAUCAGUCUCCCUCUCCACUCAACCCCCGGCUUUCCAAAGCUUUCUCGACUAGGCCUUCUCAGCGCGAUAACUUCUCGAAUCUCAACAAAGACACUCCGGUAGCCAACAAAACACUCCAAGAAACUAGCCGUUCUGGUGUGGGUGACAUCUUUGAGGAGUGCAAGACGCAGAGCCCGGUGGUUGCUCACUGGUCAAAUGAGGGCGGCCAGCGUUAUGAUCGAGCGACCUUGAGGCGCGAGGUGGCUACCAAAUAUCUUUCCUAA